CCCAGCACCAUGUCUGGAUCCAGCCCUGCUACAGCAUCACUGGAGCCAGGCAUCACUGGGUCCCUGAACCGAGGCCAAACGGACACCAGCAACAUCCCUGUCCCCCCACAUCACCCUGUUCCCCGUGCUCAGACCUACCUGGAUGAGCUCAUCAGCAUCCCCAGAGGCAGCGCGCCCGGCUUCAGCUUCAGGAAGCUGUGGGCUUUCACUGGCCCUGGCUUCCUGAUGAGCAUCGCCUACCUGGACCCAGGCAAUGUGGAGUCAGACCUGCAGUGCGGGGCUGUGGCCGGCUUUAAGCUGCUGUGGGUGCUGCUGUGGGCCACAGUGCUGGGACUGCUGUGCCAGAGGUUGGCCAUCCGCCUGGGCGUGGUGACGGGGAAGGACCUGGCAGAGAUCUGCUACCUCUAUUACCCCACGGUGCCCCGUGUGCUGCUGUGGCUCAUGAUGGAAAUCGCCAUCAUCGGCUCAGACAUGCAGGAGGUGAUUGGGACGGCCAUUGCCUUCAGCCUGCUCUCAGCCGGACGCAUCCCGCUCUGGGGUGGUGUUCUCAUUACCAUCACAGACACCCUCUUCUUCCUCUUCCUUGACAAGUAUGGGCUCCGCAAGCUGGAGGCUUUCUUUGGCCUCCUCAUCACCAUCAUGGCUCUGACCUUUGGCUACGAGUACGUGGUGGUGAGGCCAGCGCAGACAGAGGUGCUGAAGGGAAUUUUCCUGCCCUACUGCCUGGGCUGUGGGCGAGAGGAGCUGCUGCAGGCUGUGGGCAUCGUUGGUGCCAUCAUCAUGCCCCAUAACAUCUUUCUACACUCCUCCUUGGUGAAGACCCGGGUGAUUGACCGCUCCAAGAAGGAGGAGGUAAAGGAGGCCAACAUGUACUUCCUGACUGAGUCCUGCCUAGCUCUCUUCGUCUCCUUCCUCAUCAACCUCUUCGUCAUGGCUGUCUUUGGAGAGGCUUUCUACCACCAGCGCAAUGAGGAUGUGCAUAACAAGUGUGUCAACAGCAGUGUCAGUCACUAUGCCAGCAUCUUCCCCAUCAACAAUGAGACGGUCUCUGUGGAUAUCUAUCAGGGAGGUGUCAUCCUGGGCUGCUAUUUUGGGGCUGCAGCGCUCUACAUCUGGGCCGUGGGGAUCCUGGCAGCAGGGCAGAGCUCCACCAUGACAGGCACCUACGCAGGACAGUUUGUCAUGGAGGGCUUCCUGCAGAUGCGCUGGUCCCGCUUCACCAGGGUACUGUUCACUCGCUCCCUGGCUAUCCUGCCCACCCUCUUCGUGGCUGCCUUUAGGGACAUAAGCCAGCUGACGGGCAUGAAUGACCUGCUUAACGUGCUGCAGAGCAUCCUGCUGCCCUUCGCCGUGCUGCCCGUCCUCACCUUCACCAGCCUGCGCCCGCUCAUGCAUGACUUCGCCAAUGGUCUCCUGGGGAAGGUGCUGAUGUCCUUCAUUACGGGGCUGGUCUGUGCCAUCAAUGUGUACUUCGUGGUGGAUUUCCUGCCCACGCUGCGGGGCCUGGGCUACCUCAUUCCCCUGGGGCUGCUGCUGGUGGCUUACGUGGCCUUUGUCGCCUACCUGCUCUGGACGUGCAGCAUCGCGCACGGAGCGCGGUUCCUGCCCAGGGGACGCCACAACCGGUUCAGCUUCGAUCUCACCAUGGACGGGCCGGGGGCGGCAGGGCCGCAGUGACGGGCUCCGUCCCGCACAACAGCGCCCUGCUGCCACACCGAGCCCCGGGGGGCGAUGCUUUCUAGGGAAACGCCCCCAGCACGGCAGGGGUUAACAGA
Molecule: messenger RNA, 1775 nt
Organism: Lagopus leucura (white-tailed ptarmigan)
Lineage: Eukaryota; Metazoa; Chordata; Aves; Galliformes; Phasianidae
Product: natural resistance-associated macrophage protein 1
Exons: 15
Coding region: 10-1677 (555 amino acids)
Biological process (GO): metal ion transport
Cellular component (GO): plasma membrane
Molecular function (GO): iron ion transmembrane transporter activity; manganese ion transmembrane transporter activity; cadmium ion transmembrane transporter activity
Source: RefSeq, a predicted model, not a curated record